UAAAAACAUGGCAAGUACUAGUUCAAGUACUGGAAUUAUUCGAGGUUCUUCGUGGAUUCAGAAAAAAAUAAAUCUGAAACCUUUACAACGAGGUUGUCAUCUUAUAACAGAUGAAAUAGUCAAGCAAGUACCAGAACUUUCACAGUUUGUUGUAGGAAUUCUCCAUCUUCAGAUUAUGCAUACUUCAGCAAGCCUUGCCCUCAAUGAGAAUUGGGAUCCAGAUGUAAGGUACGUCAGUUGAGAUUUCUCACUCUGUGUUUACCACAAGCCUUUGUC
This is a messenger RNA of Limulus polyphemus (Atlantic horseshoe crab), 276 nucleotides long. RefSeq names its product UPF0047 protein YjbQ-like. Bases 8 to 241 code for a protein of 77 amino acids. The record is from RefSeq and is a predicted model, not a curated record. The transcript has 3 exons. NCBI's taxonomy places the organism in Eukaryota, Metazoa, Arthropoda, Merostomata, Xiphosura, Limulidae.